AUGUUUGCAUUCUACGGAAUACCAGAGAGGAUUGAAUCUGAUAACGGACCACCUUUUAAUUCAAUGGAAUUCUCAAAAUUUGCUGAGACAAUGGGAUUCAAGCAUCAUAGAAUUACGCCUGAACACCCAAGAGCCAAUGGGGAAGCUGAAAAUUUUAUGAAAAUUCUUAACAAAACUGAACAAAUUGCGCACACUCAAGAUAAAUCAAGUCAAACAGCAAUACAAGAGAUAUUUAUGGGAUAUAGAUCGACUCCCCAUCCUGCAACUGGUUAUUCUCCUUAUGAAGCUCUUAUGAAGAGAACUGUCAGAACUAAAUUAGAUUAUAAACACCCACAAGGACCAAUUUUAAACCAAAGAAAAAUGGAAAGGAAUAUCAAAAUAAAUGACGAAUGUUAUAAACAAAAGUGGAGAAAUGAUUUAAGACACCCAAAAUGUAAAAGUCACGACUUCAGAACCAUACAAAUUAUGCACGUUUGGGAACUGUCUAUCUGUCCGAUUCACAUCAGCUGCUUCAGGAAGUAUUGA
Molecule: messenger RNA, 525 nt
Organism: Mercenaria mercenaria
Lineage: Eukaryota; Metazoa; Mollusca; Bivalvia; Venerida; Veneridae
Exons: 1
Coding region: 1-525 (174 amino acids)
Biological process (GO): DNA integration
Molecular function (GO): nucleic acid binding
Source: RefSeq, a predicted model, not a curated record